Molecule: messenger RNA, 835 nt
Organism: Musa acuminata AAA Group (dessert banana)
Lineage: Eukaryota; Viridiplantae; Streptophyta; Magnoliopsida; Zingiberales; Musaceae
Product: probable calcium-binding protein CML46
Exons: 1
Coding region: 163-711 (182 amino acids)
Molecular function (GO): calcium ion binding
Source: RefSeq, a predicted model, not a curated record
ACACAGCCACAGCCAUGUCCUCCGCACCUUCCUCCCUUGCCAACUCUUCCUCUCUUCCCUCCUACAAAUCCUCCCUCUUCACCCACCCCUCGUCUCAGCAAACCAGCACAAGGAGAUAUCCAACUUCUCCACUACACACACCCCCCCACUCUCAUCCCAGUCAUGGAGAAGCUGGUCUCUCUGGCAGAACCAGUCGGCUUCCUCUUCCUUCAAACACUACUCAGCUAUAUCAUCAUGACACUCCUCAAGUCCUCCCCGACAUCCCUGUCCUUCCUCCGCUCCUGCGUCGAGUUCUGCACAUGCUUGUCGAUGGCCCACGACGAAACACCGGCCAAGAAUACAAGAAGCCGGCCGAGAGGCGAUGCCCAGCUCGGUAGGGAAGACGUGGAGAUGGUCAUGGACGUCAUGGGCCUGCGCUGUAGCCGCGACGGUGAGCCACUCAGGGAGGUCAGCCCCGAUGAGCUCUCGAGCUUGUUUGAGGAGAAGGAGCCGAGUCUGGAGGAAGUGAAAGAGACGUUCCGUGUCUUCGACCAGAACGGUGAUGGAUUCAUCGAUGCACUCGAGCUGCAGAGAGUGCUCACCGGGCUCGGCUUCGUGGAAGGGUUGGAAAUGGAUGCCUGCGGAAGGAUGAUCGAACUGUACGAUGAAAACCACGAUGGGAAGAUCGACUUUGUUGAGUUCGUGAGGUUGAUGGAGAUCAGUUUUUGCUAACACUGCUUCUCUUCCUCCUCCUUUCUGACCUGUACAAGUGUAUAAAAGAAAUGAGAAUAACAUUGAAGAUUGUUCUUACCAAAUCAUCUGUUAAUUGUCAUCCUUCCCGACCAAUUAUUUCCAA